CCUCUACACACAGCUCACAUAAACUCAGGCCGGAGUCCGCCCCUUUCUUCGUCUUGUAGCUGCGAGAUUCCCUCUCAAAGCAUGCGCCUUAAAAUGAUACCCAGAAAUGGCGUGCUUUCAACAAUCAGCUGCAGAUUCCAUUCUGAGCCGCCUCGGAAUUCCGCUCAGGGUGCUUUAGAACUCAAUGUGCACAAUGACGAGCUUGUAUCAAGAUUGCUUGACAGAAAAUGGGCACUUAGAAGCCCUGCUACCAAAAUUCACCAAAUAAUGGUAUCAAAUCAGUACAUAGAAGAAGGACAUGUUUUUGACAAUGUUUCGUUUGUUAAUAAUCGAAAACCUUCUUUGGGAAAAAGAUUGGUGGACAGUAACCAUUGUCACCCAUCCUUUUAUGUGUUGAGGGAUGACUUGUUGCAUCCCCUGGUGAAUGGUAACAAGGCAAGGAAGCUGGAUGCGGUGCUCCCUCUACUUGAAGAUUGUUCGGUAACUGAUGUGGGAUAUCAUUUUUUGGGAAUCAUCUUACACCCCCCACACGAAGCCUUAAUGAAGGGACCAUAUCAUGAAACUAGUUCUCAUGACGACAUUUUUAGGUUACCUGUGGAGGUUGUCAAAGCGCACAUGCAGCUGCUGUUGCCGUGGCAUGUGCAGAGAUGGGACUGAGGUCUCAUUUACUUCUUCGUGGUGAACAGCCUGAAACUCUCACAGGUUACUGUUUAAUUUCCACAAUGUACGGAAAUGUUACCUAUGUCCCAAGAUCCCUAUAUGCAAAGAGAGAAGAAAUGCUCACAACACAUGCCAAUGAAGUGGCAGGGAUAAAUGGAUCAAUUGUCUCACUUAAUCAACUUGUGAAGACUUCUUUCUAUGAAAAACGAUUAGAUGAACAGCUUUUGGAAGUGGCUGCCAAUAACCGUGCAAGAAGUGAAAAGAAGGUGAUAAUUAUUAAUGAAGGUGCUGGAGAUGCUGUAGGAUUACUAGGUGCCAUUCGCCUUGUAAAGCACUUGUCCCAAGAACAUUUAUUUGGAAGAAAUCAGCCGCUUAAAAUUAUUCUGGAUGCUGGUACAGGUACUACUGCUAUUGGUUUAGGACUUGGUGCUUUUUGCAUGGGGCUACCAUGGGAAAUACAUGCAGUUAUGCUGGCUGACACUAUUGAGGGAUAUAGAGAAAAGGAGAAAAGUCUAGUAUCCGAGUUUCAUGAGAGUUUCAACGUCCUUAAUCUUGACCAAUUGUUGAGCAAAAGAGUUAGAAUUGUUCGCUGGGUCAAGCGCAUUUUUCCAAGAAAAUUUGGCAAUGUGUUGAAAGGUGAAGUUGAGAGAUGCCAAAGAAUUGCGCAGGAGACCGGCAUUCUUGUUGACCCUAUAUACACUCUUGCUGCUUGGGAAAUGGCGAUGCAAUUUGGUGGGGACGAAAGCGCAAAGGCCGUGAUGCUUCACACGGGAGGCACACUCAAUAUGUUUGGGCUGGCUCAACGGUACAGACCGUAUUUUCAAAUGGUGAAAGAAUGAAACUUUUUUAGGAUUGAUUUUUGUCAUUCAAGUUGAUCAUUGCGAUAAAUUACUAUAUUUGGCAUUGGGUGGGUUUGCCAACAUUAUGCGGUUUCAUUGAGUAUUUGAGCUGAUGAAAAGUCUUAAGGAUAUACCGGUUGUGGAGCUCGGCGCAAUAGAUACUUCAUACAAAA
Molecule: messenger RNA, 1672 nt
Organism: Cuscuta campestris
Lineage: Eukaryota; Viridiplantae; Streptophyta; Magnoliopsida; Solanales; Convolvulaceae
Source: the annotation of a GenBank genome assembly